AACACCAGAUGAACUAAACCCAGCGCCACCCAGAUACUCCGUUGCCACAAUGAACCAAGCUUUCCUAACCAUUCUCUCCACACUCGGUGGCUUGAUCAACUUGGCAGUGGCUGAAGGCGGGUUUUGCUCUGCAUCUUCUUCCAUCAUCGACUCGGGUUCGGGGACCAAUCAGCUGUAUUGGAAGGCCACCAAUCCCACACUUUCUCCUUCUCAUCUUCAAGACCUGCCAGGAUUCACACGAAGUGUGUUCAAAAGAGACCAUGCUUUAAUUACACCAGAAAGUCAUGUCUUUAGCCCUUUACCUGAGUGGACCCUCACGUCAGGAGCAUAUUUGAUUACACCUGCAAUGGGCUCACACUUUGUAAUGUACCUAGCAAGGAUGCAAGAGAACUCGCUGUCUGGACUUCCACCAUAUGAUGCAGAAAGGUUUAUAUUUGUGGUUCAUGGUGAUGUGACUUUAACUAAUGUUUCUGGUACUAGCCACAAAUUAAUGGUGGAUUCAUAUGCUUAUCUACCUCCUAAUUCUCACCAUUCCAUUAGGUGCAAUGCAUCUGCUACCCUUGUGGUGUUUGAAAGAAGGCAUUCCUAUCUGGAUAAUCUACCUACUGAGCAGAUUGUAGGUUCAACAGACCAGCAGCCACUCCUGGAAACUCCAGGCGAGGUCUUUCAACUGAGGAAGCUUAUUCCAACUUUUUUAUCGUAUGACUUCAAUAUCCAUAUUAUGGAUUUCCAGCCUGGGGAAUAUCUUAAUGUGAAGGAGGUGCAUUACAAUCAACAUGGUUUAUUGCUUCUGGAAGGACAGGGUAUUUAUCGGUUAGGUGAUAGCUGGUACCCUGUUCAGGCAGGAGACGUGAUUUGGAUGGCGCCAUUUGUGCCACAAUGGUAUGCUGCAUUGGGUAAAACUCGGUCACGGUAUUUGCUGUACAAAGAUGUAAAUAGGAAUCCAUUGUAGUCACAUGAAUCAUGAGGAAUAGAGGAUGCUAUCAGUUCUAUGUUUCUGGAGACAGAUUGAUGUAUCAUACACCAAAUUGCUACCUUCCAUGACUUGUGACGUGUGAACAAUGAACAACAAAACCAUUAAUCAUGAGUAAUUUCAUUCUAGACUUUGUCG
Messenger RNA from Fragaria vesca subsp. vesca, 1111 nucleotides. RefSeq lists its product as uncharacterized. Bases 50 to 952 code for a protein of 300 amino acids. The transcript has 13 exons. Gene Ontology annotation, molecular function: ureidoglycine aminohydrolase activity. Lineage: Eukaryota; Viridiplantae; Streptophyta; Magnoliopsida; Rosales; Rosaceae. The record is from RefSeq and is a predicted model, not a curated record.